GCCCGAAGUCAACUUCGUCUCGGCCGUUUCCGUCGGUUUUUCCUCGCUUGUAAUACGAGUCUUUGUGUUUACGCGGCGAGGAGCGCGUCCGCGCUAAACUGUCUGGAAUGCAAAGUAAAAAGCGGACCUUUGUGGGGAGGGAGGGUGUGAGCGAAGAGAAGAGAAGAAAAGGACUCCGGAUGUUGAAAGCAUGCGGAGGGAGAGGGAAACGCGCUCGCGGCCUGGCACAGACGUCGGGAAGCCAUGCAGACGGGAGCGUCCGCAUUGCCCCCCCUCAUUGAUUAUUAUAUGAAAACAUAGUGCCCCCCACGCCCCUCUCCUCUAUGCUCCCCCUUUCUGCUUCCCGUUGAGUGAUCAGCUGAUGAAGAGACUAGCAGCUCGCUGCUAUGCGGGCUUGCUAAUUCUCUCCCCCGCCGCUGCCGUCGCCGCGCUGGAUCCUGCAGACCGCACUCAGCCGGAAACCGGCGGGAAGAUGGAGGAAGACAGCGGCGGUCUGAAGAAGCGCAAACACGCCGAACCGUGCGACAAGGAUCCGCCGCCGGCGGUAGAGGCCGCACACGACACUCCUGGCGAACAAGUCAAACGGAAACGAGGGCGACCGCCCGCCGAGAAGCUCCCUCCGAAUCCACCUGAGCUCACUCGGCAACUGAGCACGCUGGUGGACAUGGUGGUCAACUACAAGGACGGUUUGGGUCGCCAGAUCAGCAAAGGUUUUGUCCAGCUCCCCUCCAGGAAGGAAGCCCCGGAGUAUUACGAGUUGAUCCGAAAGCCAGUGGACUUCCGACGCAUCAGGGAGCGGGUACGAAAUCACAAGUACAGAAGUGUGGGAGACCUUCAGAAGGAUAUUUUCCUACUGUGUCACAACGCACAAACCUACAACUUGGAAGGAUCGCAGAUCUACGAGGACUCCAUCGUCAUCAAGUCGGUCUUCGAGAGCGCCCGACUUCGAAUCGUGACCAACAAGGAGCCCGAGCAGACGGUCGCCACCCACAGUGACAAUGGUGGUGCCGCCGAACACCCGUUAGGAGCACUGGAAAACGAGGAGAAGAAUCGAAAUUUCACAGCAAUGAGGCCUUUAUACCAAGACCAGGAUGCCGAGGAAAACGCCUCCAAGGAUUAAGGUUGAACUGUUGUUUGGGAAGAUAUUUUUAGAUGAAAACAUUUUGAAGGCUUCACCCAACUAAAAAAAAAAAUCUUAUUUGUGGGACGACUAAAAAAAAAAAUACUACCCACAAUGUUUUUUUUUUUUUUUUUCAACUUUCAUGUAGCAACAUGUUAAGAAGCGUCCAUUUCUUGGUCUUCAGAAACAGACUACGAUUGCGAUGGACGGCCAAUCGGUUUGAACUCCUAAGUGGAUCGGCCAUCCUUUGCCGUCAAAGCCACUGAAAUGAUCUGAACUUCUUGAUAAGUGAUUCAUUAGUGUUUUCUCGGCGAAACGGUUCUCUCAUUCUCUUGUUGUUUACCAUUCAUCUGCUGCAGAUAUGAUGUAAAACAAACAAAAACAUGCUUUAAGGACUGUUUUUACUGUGUAUGAAAUAUAUUUAAUGGGCUGGUGAAACCAUAUGGACUUAAGUACUGGGACUCGUGCCACCUACUGGAAGAUCUCGCCGGAACGUCUCAAUAUUUUUGUCUACAUCGACAAGCUUUAGAUGUGUGAGAAUGCGGAACUUGAUCUUUUUUUCUAGAGGAGUUUUUCUCUUUGGACUCUGAAUGUGAAUACUGCGCAGAUACAUCUUGUACACAUUGUAUGUGAAGCGCGUUGUCGGCGACGACAAUCCCUGGAACAUGUACUGUAUCUAUUCAACUUUACUGUUAAUACAUUUUGUCAAAAACC
Messenger RNA from Corythoichthys intestinalis (scribbled pipefish), 1834 nucleotides. Its product is annotated as probable global transcription activator SNF2L2. The record is from RefSeq and is a predicted model, not a curated record. Lineage: Eukaryota; Metazoa; Chordata; Actinopteri; Syngnathiformes; Syngnathidae. The coding region runs from base 362 to 1120 and encodes 252 amino acids. Gene Ontology annotation, molecular function: protein binding; chromatin binding. Gene Ontology annotation, biological process: transcription elongation by RNA polymerase II; chromatin remodeling. Gene Ontology annotation, cellular component: RSC-type complex. The transcript has 6 exons.